AUAAGCUGCCACCACCAUACCGCCGAUGGCCACUCCAUGAGCAUGUUCUUCACCGCGUGGGCCACAGCGGUCCGCGAGGGGAAGGACUUUACCAUGCCGACCCCAUUCCUCGACCGUGAGAAAACCGUGGUGCCCCGAAGCACGCCAACGCCGGUUUUCGACCAUCGGUCGCUGGAGUUCAUGUGUGGAGAUAGAAACGCCGCCUACAUCGUCGUCCCCAUGCACAGGAUCAAGAACCUCAAGGUGCACUUUACGGCCGAGUUUGUGGUCGACCUCAAAGGCCGUGUCGGCGCCCGCUGCAGCACGUUCCAGUGCCUGCUCGCGCACGUCUGGAAGAAGAUGACGGAGGCUCGGGAUCUGAAACCGGAGGAGUUCACCAAGGUGAGGAUGGCUGUGAACUGCCGGGGCAGGGCCAACCCUCCUGUGUCUAUGAACUUCUUCGGGAACAUGGUGUUAUGGGCGUUCCCAAGGCUUCUGGCCGGGGAUCUCAUGAGCUCGAGCUACGGCAGCGUGGUCGGCGCCAUCCGCGACGCCGUGGCACGCAUCGACGGCGAGUAUGUGCAGUCCUUUGUGGACUUCGGCGAAGUGGCUGACACCAACGGAGAGGAGCUCUUCGCGACGGCUGCCGCUCCCGGCUCCAUGUUGUGCCCGGACGCAGAGGUGGAUAGCUGGCUGGGGUUCAGCUUCCAUCAGCUUGAUUUUGGCACCGGGGCGCCGGCCGCUUUCCUGCCGCCGGACUUGCCUUUCGAGGGGCUCAUGUUAUUCGUGCCGUCACGCGAGGCGAACGGCGGCGUCGACCUCUUCACGUCCAUCGCGGAGGACCACGUUGCGGCGUUCGAGCAGAUCUGCUACUCCUUGGAUUGAUUGACCCAACCACGGCCAUGUUCGCAUCGUUAUGUGCUUCCAGUUUUUCUACAACUAUAUUAUGAAUUCAAAUAUGGAUGAAUUAUUUGAUAGGGUUUUGCACUGUAUACUUGUAUAGCUAUCCCAUAUUGGAAAAUGAUUAGAAUUAUC
Triticum urartu is the source of this 1014-nucleotide messenger RNA. Lineage: Eukaryota; Viridiplantae; Streptophyta; Magnoliopsida; Poales; Poaceae. The record is from RefSeq and is a predicted model, not a curated record.